Molecule: messenger RNA, 2022 nt
Organism: Iphiclides podalirius (scarce swallowtail)
Lineage: Eukaryota; Metazoa; Arthropoda; Insecta; Lepidoptera; Papilionidae
Source: the annotation of a GenBank genome assembly
AUGUGUGGAAUAUUCGCAUAUAUUAAUCAUCUUACGCCUAAAACCCGACGAGAAAUAUUGGAAUUGCUUGUGAAUGGCUUGAAACGCUUAGAAUACCGUGGUUACGAUUCAGCGGGCGUCGCCGUGGAUGCCGCUGACGAAAAAGACAUAGCAGUUGUGAAGAGACGCGGGAAAGUUGCAGCGCUUGAAGAAUUACUUCAGGAGCGAAGUGUUGAACUUGCUGUUGAUGAAAGUAUAGAUUCACACUGUGGCAUCGCACACACACGUUGGGCUACCCAUGGAGAGCCAAGUGCAAUCAAUUCCCACCCGCAGCGCUCUGGAGAAGAUAAUGCAUUUGUUGUUAUUCAUAAUGGAAUUAUUACCAAUUACAAGGAAGUUAAAACUUUUCUAGAAAACAAGGGAUAUGCAUUUGAGUCACAAACAGAUACUGAAGCUAUUGCAAAGUUGAUCCACCACAUCUACAGCCAACAUAAAGGUUAUAAUUUCCAAGAAUUAGUUGAGCAGGUAAUUCAACAACUUGAAGGUGCUUUUGCUCUGUGCUUUAAAUCUCGCUACUUUCCAAAUGAAUGUGUAGCUACUAGAAGAGGUAGCCCUCUCCUAGUUGGAAUCAAAACAAGGCGCCGUCUCUCAAGCGAUCAUGUACCUAUUAUGUACACCAAUAAUAAGGCCACUAGAGGUGUUGUGCCAUCUGUACCUCGUGUCAACAGUCAUGCGCACUUUGAACCUGAAGAAGAAAGAGAUGUGGAGUAUUUCUUUGCAUCUGAUGCAUCUGCAGUAAUUGAACACACAAAUAGAGUGCUUUACUUUGAGGAUGAUGAUGUAGCUCAUAUUAAGGAUGGUGUUCUCAGCAUUCACCGCAUGUCAGGCAGUAGCAGUGACCCACACCAACGUGAAAUUUUAACACUUAAAUUGGAACUGCAACAGAUUAUGAAGGGAAACUAUGAAUAUUUCAUGCAAAAGGAAAUUUUUGAACAAUCUGAAUCUAUUGUAAACACUAUGCGGGGUCGUCUUAACUUUGCUGAUGGCACAGUUACUUUGGGAGGUAUUAAAGAUUAUAUCCCUGAGAUAAAACGUUGCAGAAGAUUAAUGUUAAUUGGAUGUGGUACAAGUUAUCACAGUGCCGUAGCUACUCGUCAGCUUUUGGAAGAGCUUACAGAGCUUCCAGUCAUGGUUGAGUUGGCCUCCGACUUCUUGGACAGAAAUACUCCUGUCUUCAGAGACGAUGUAUGUUUCUUUAUUUCACAAUCAGGUGAGACAGCUGAUACUUUAAUGGCUCUCCGCUAUUGUAAGCGCCACGGAGCUCUUAUUGUUGGAAUAACAAACACUGUAGGAAGCUCCAUUUGCCGCGAAUCACACUGCGGUGUUCACAUCAAUGCUGGCCCAGAAAUAGGUGUUGCUUCCACAAAAGCCUAUACAUCACAGUUUGUGUCCCUAGUUAUGUUCGCCUUGGUGAUCAGUGAAGAUCGCAUAUCACUUCAGAAACGACGCGCCGAUAUCAUCGCCGGACUGCACGAGUUGGACACGAAAAUUAAGCAGGUCUUAGCUUUGGAUGACAAAGUUAAAGCAUUGGCCGAAGACCUUUACCGACAACGUUCGCUGCUCAUAAUGGGUCGUGGCUAUAAUUUUGCAACAUGUUUGGAAGGUGCUCUGAAGGUCAAGGAGCUAACGUAUAUGCACAGCGAGGGAAUUAUGGCGGGUGAACUGAAACACGGACCUCUGGCCCUCAUUGAUGACUCGAUGCCAGUCAUGAUGAUAGUUAUGCGGGAUCCCGUUUACACUAAGUGCAUGAACGCACUACAGCAGGUGACUGCCCGACAAGGCCGUCCGAUAGUUGUAUGCGAAGAAGGUGAUACAGAAACAAUGAGUCUUGCGUCGCGGUGCCUGGAAGUACCAAAAACAGUAGAUUGCUUGCAAGGCGUAUUGACUGUUAUCCCGAUGCAGUUGUUAGCAUAUCACAUUGCCGUUCUUCGUGGUUGCAAUGUUGACUGUCCACGUAAUCUUGCAAAGUCUGUAACAGUCGAG